This is a messenger RNA of Crotalus tigris (Tiger rattlesnake), 5167 nucleotides long. It is a transcript of the gene PRKG2, whose product is annotated as protein kinase cGMP-dependent 2. Gene Ontology annotation, biological process: protein phosphorylation. The record is from RefSeq and is a predicted model, not a curated record. Bases 256 to 2598 code for a protein of 780 amino acids. The transcript is spliced from 19 exons. Gene Ontology annotation, molecular function: cGMP-dependent protein kinase activity; ATP binding. Lineage: Eukaryota; Metazoa; Chordata; Lepidosauria; Squamata; Viperidae.
GGUUCUCCCGAGCAGUCGGGGCGGCGGCAGAGGUGCCCACGCGACGCGCUGCCCGCCUUCUGCGCACUGCCUGUCCGCCUGGCUGCUUUUCGCUUGGUCGCUCGCUCGCUCGCUCGCCAGACGCUGCUGCUGCUGCUGCUGCUGCUGCUCCGCGCCAGGGGCCAGCCGGCUCCGGUCUUGUAGGAGAGCGAAGGAAGCGGCCGGGGCGCGGGUAGGGCUGCCCGACCGCCCGAGCGGGGCAGGUCACCAGCCCCAAUGGGAAAUGGUUCGGUGAAACCCAGGUACCCAAAGAGGUCGGAUAUCCAUGUCGGAACCUGUCCUUUUGGUUGUUCCGGUUGCGGCAAGACCCUGAAAGACCCGGGGCUGAGCAUCAGUACAAUAACAGGAGCUGCAGAUAUCCUGAGAGGGAAGAUUUGGGAGCUUGAGAAAGAACUGAAGAGGCAGGAGGAAGAGUUACACGAAAGGAACUAUCACAUCUUAGAGCUUCAGGAGCAGCUCGCCAAGCAGACUAAGACCAUCGGAGACCUUACCGAGGAGCUGAAGUGUAAAUGUAUCCAGCUGAACAAGCUACAAGAUGUCGUGGUCACUCAAGGGACAAAUCCUUUCCUUUUCCCCAGCCUUACAGAGACACCCAGGGCCAGCCAAAUGGCAGGCAGCACUAGGAGGAGGGGAGCCAAGGAAGGAGUAUCUGCAGAGCCGACCACCCGAACAUACGACCUAACUGAGCAACCUCGGUUUUCUUUCGAAAAAGCCAGAGUCCGAAAAGCCUCAAGCGAGAAGAAGCUAAUCACAGAUGCCCUGAGUAGAAACCAGUUUCUCAAAAGGCUGGACCUUCAGCAGAUCAGGGACAUGGUGGAGUGUAUGUACGGAAGGACAUACCAGCAAGGGAACUACAUCAUCAAACAAGGAGAACCUGGCAACCAUAUAUUUGUCCUGGCAGAAGGCAGAUUGGAGGUUUAUCAGCAUAACAAAUUUCUGUCAUCAAUCCCCGUAUGGACAGCCUUUGGAGAACUGGCUAUUUUAUAUAAUUGUACAAGGACAGCCUCAGUAAAAGCUGUCACCAGUGUGAAAACAUGGGCAUUAGACAGAGAGGUUUUCCAAAACAUCAUGAGAAGAACAGCUCAAGCAAGGCAUGACCAAUAUAGAAACUUCCUGAGAAGUGUUUCUUUACUGAAGAAUUUACCCGAAGAUAAACUAACCAAGAUUAUAGACUGCUUGGAAGUGGAAUACUAUGACAAAGGUGAUUAUGUUAUCCGGGAAGGAGAGGAAGGAAGUACUUUCUUCGUUAUAUCCAGAGGAAAGGUUAAGGUUACCCAGACCCCAGAAGGGCAGACCCAGCCUCAGUUGAUUAAAACGUUGCAGAAAGGAGAUUCUUUUGGAGAAAAGGCCUUGAUCAGUGAUGAUGUUAGGUCUGCUAAUAUAAUUGCAGACGAAAACGAUGUGGAGUGCCUCGUUAUUGACAGAGAAACUUUUAAUCAAACGGUUGGAACGUUUGAAGAACUGCAAGCAUACCUUGUGGGUUACGUAGCAACUUUGGCUCGAGAUGAUGAAAAAAGACACGCUCAAGUCUCUUCCAUGGAGCGACUCCCUCGUGAUCUCUCUCUGGAGAUGAUUCAAUUGACAGAAAAAGUUACCCAAUUUCCUGCCUCCUGCCCUUUUCAGCACCUGGAAAUUGUUGCGACUUUGGGUGUUGGUGGAUUUGGAAGAGUUGAGCUUGUGAAAGUUAAGAACGAGAACAUAGCAUUUGCCAUGAAAUGCAUUAAGAAGAAGCACAUAGUGGAUACCAAGCAACAGGAACAUAUUCAUUCCGAAAAGAAAAUUCUAGAAGAGGCCUGUUCGCCAUUCAUUGUGAAGUUGUAUCGUACCUUCAAAGACAACAAAUAUGUUUAUAUGCUCUUAGAAGCCUGUCUUGGAGGUGAACUAUGGAGCAUCCUCAGGGACAGGAGUAGUUUUGAUGAAACCACUACAAAGUUCUGUGUUGGGUGUGUGACAGAAGCUAUUGAAUAUUUGCAUUCUAUGAGUAUAAUCUACAGGGAUUUGAAACCAGAAAAUUUAAUUUUGGAUGCCCAGGGUUAUAUAAAGUUGGUUGACUUUGGGUUUGCUAAGAAAAUCAGAGCAGGGCAGAAGACCUGGACCUUCUGUGGGACUCCUGAAUAUGUCGCACCUGAAGUCAUUUUGAAUAAAGGCCAUGAUUUCAGUGUGGAUUUUUGGUCCCUCGGAAUCCUUGUGUAUGAACUGCUUACAGGAAAUCCUCCCUUUACUGGAAUCGAUCAAAUGAUGACCUACAAUUCGAUUUUAAAAGGCGUUGAGAGACUGGACUUCCCCAGAAUAGUAACCAAGCGCCCUGAGGAUUUGAUUCGACGGCUUUGCAGACAAAGUCCUACAGAGAGAUUAGGAAAUCUGAAGAAUGGAAUCCAUGACAUUAAGAGGCACAGGUGGCUGAAUGGUUUUAACUGGGAAGGACUCAAAGCAAUGAAGUUGUCAUCACCCCUAAAAAGAGAGCUUUCAGGCCCUAUGGACUACAGCCACUUCGACAGAUAUCCACCUGAACAGGGAGUUCCGCCCGAUGAACUUUCAGGCUGGGAUAAAGAUUUCUAAGAAGAAGGCUAGUGAUGUAAUUGUCCUCAUCCACUGGUUGUCUGCAGGGACUGCACACGUACUUCUUCAGGGCACAGCCGAGAUGCACUGAAAUUGCAUUUAAAAUUCAAAGGACCAUGGAUCGCUCUCUAAUUUUCUCGGUAAAUUCCCAACACAAAAGUAUUGCGUUGGGAAGCUAUGCCUUCCGAGCAACAGAACAAAGGGGAGCAGUGACCAGCAGUUUAGCGCCCUGCCAAAUUAAAUUCCACAAUCAUCUCCUUCGGAAGUGUGUGUGACCCAUUUAUUAACAUCAGUAUCUAUGCUGUAAUGUGCUUUGCAUAAAAUGCCUCGGUGAGCUAUCUUGGAUCAGAUGAGGAACAAAGGAGCGUGAGGGGAAUGCUGGAAAGAGAGUAGCAUUUAAAUAGCUUUGUGAAGGUCUCAGCGCCAGACCUUCCGGGAUAAAUGAAACCCAUUCUUAACAGUGGAUGACUCCUGAAAACUAAAAUGUGCCUCUGAAAUCUUUUCCCUUAAAAAAAAAAAAUCUUAAAAUUAAGGUGUAUUAUUCUUACAAAAGCAAAAACAUGCAGAUGUAAAAAUGCAGAAAAUAAAAAUAAACGAAUGCCAAAAAAGGGAAAAAAAGUAGUAAAAACUAGAUGUACAGUACAUGCAUAGACAUACACGUGUAUUUGAUUUAUUUUCCAUAGAUGAAGUGUGUGUAUAUCUCCUAUAGACACACACAAACACAUUCACAUUUUCACAGAAAAUUUCUAUUUCUGUUAUUUCUAUUCUAGUUUCUAUUCUUUCAGGGAGGAAUGAAUCAAUGCAGUUGUACAAAGCAUUUGAUGACCAAUUAGACUUUCAAGAAGAAAUUCAAUCGUUACUGAAAAAUUAUUUCCAUAAGUAGUCAUUUCUAUAUGUUUCACUUAAUUCUGUAAAGAUACGAAGAGAGAUUUAUGUUUAUAGGUAGUUUUUGGACAUAAUGUUUAAAAAAAUGGAGUGCCGUAGGUAGGCACUGUAAUAGAAAUAUGUUUUAAAAAGUUAAACUUUGCUGAGUCCCCCUGUGCGGGAAUCUUUUCUGAACUCCAUAGUAUUUUUUAAAUCUUUUCUUAAUGCUUGCUCCCUUUUUUCUAGAUCUGCCCAUGUCUGAUCUAUCAACUGCAUGCACCUAAACAGGGCUAUGGUCAAAAAAAUCAAGAUGGACUGGAUAUGACAGUGCAAUCCAAGCUCCACCUGCUUUUUUUCCCGUGAAUCACAAAAGCAACACACAGUGAAAACGGGCAGAGCAUUAAUUACACCAUUAUGUCCAGCAUUUUGACAAUUUUGACCAUGCCCCUCUGAAGCUGAGGCAGCUUUCCUUGAUAAUGAUAAGCAUUAUCUUAAUGGCCCGCUGUGAUCUCUUUUCAGAGCUUUAAGUAUUCUUUUGUGGGGAUGAUUUAUAGUAGGUAACUCACUCACACAAUGGAUUAUUUGGAAUUCAAGCACACUAGCCACAUGAGAGGCUAUUUAUAAAGACAGAGAUCCUGUCUGUUUUGUUUUUUUAAAAAAAGUUCAAGUCUUCCAGUUUUAAAAUAAACCGAUCAAAAUUAGUAAUCAAAGAUUUUAUUUUGUGGUAGAGCAGUGGCUUGAAUGUAGGGGUAUAAGAUCAUUGGAUGGAUCCUGGGUCUGCAUCCUAGCCAUAAUAAUAUAGUUGAUAAGGGAUCCAUCGGGAUCUAGACCGAACUUUUGUGGAAUAUGCUAAGGAAAUGAAGCUUGGAUCUUUUGUAUGCCUAGUGCAGGGGUAGGCAAUCUUGCUCUUUUAUGACUCGUGGACUUCAACUCCCAGAAUUCCUGAGCCAGCCAUGCUGAGUAGAAAGGAAGGGUUUCCAAGCUGAGCUAUGCUGGCUCAGGAAUUCUGGAAGUUGAAGUCCACGAGUCGUAAAAAGCCAAGGUUGCCUACCCCUGGCCUAGUGAACGCUCUAUGAGUGCGCAAAUGGAUCCUUCUUGAUCCAUUCUAAUAGUGGUUCUGCAAAAUAAGGGGUGGGUGGGAAUUCUGCACUUUUACAGAAAUGGUAUCUCCAGGUAAAUGAUCCCAGGUGUUUGGGCUGCGAAGCAUCUCUGCUAGUUGAAUGUAACGGUCCUUCCAUCCAAUGUAAUUCAUUUUUAUUUAGAUUCUCUCAAACAGGGAUGGUUUUCCCAAAUGACCAUUUGUCAUACUGGCUUGGCCUAAUGGAAAUUGGCAUCAGCAACAUCUGCCAAGCUACAGAAGUCUUACUUUGAUGUAAAGGAACUCUGUAGAUGCCAACUGAUACCCAUUAGUAAUACCAAAGACUGUGCAUUGUCACCAAGGCAUCUCUAAUUUUUGCCCUGUUUUGGAACUUUUCGAAAUGUAAAGGCUGUAAAAUAUUUUUUUAAAAACAACAGAGUGCUUUCCCUCUAUUUAUUUGUAUAUAAAUGCAAUCGUCAUUCCUAUAUGUUUGAGAAUAUUUUUAAUGACCGCAGGAAGCCACAUUUUAUUGCACAGUGUAGAGAGCAAGAGACAGCCCUUGUCCUUUUUAAUAUUUGUCAAAUGCAUUGAUUUCUUUGUGUGCAUAAAUAAAUCCGUUCUACAACA